Messenger RNA from Argiope bruennichi, 1887 nucleotides. RefSeq lists its product as uncharacterized. The transcript is spliced from 14 exons. The record is from RefSeq and is a predicted model, not a curated record. Bases 576 to 1685 code for a protein of 369 amino acids. Lineage: Eukaryota; Metazoa; Arthropoda; Arachnida; Araneae; Araneidae.
AGCAAUCCUGUUGUUCGCACACAACACUUAAAAACCGCCAAAUCUGUAGCUGCGGUGGCGUUAAUACGUAAGUGCCGAAUUUCCUAAUAAUGAUUUGGCAUUUUCCUUUAUGAGUAACUGAACUAUAAAUCAUCCCGUUUUAUCUCUUUUAUAGGUUUCAACAAAAUGCAUUUUCACAUAAAUAAGAAGAGUGUUUAAUAUAACCGAUUUAUUCCCUUCUAUAGCCUGUUUAGUCUCUCUCGGAUUCAAUGUCAAAGCAGAUACUUCAGUUACUACGUUUAGUUUCGGUUUCGUUUCAGCAUCUGUUUGGUUUUCGCCCCGUGCCCUUGAAUCUGAAGUGAUAGCGUGAAUUUCAGCUGACUCUUUAUGUACGAAUAAACGGGAAAAAUGAGCAAAGGGGCGCUAUACCAAAAAGUAUCAGAAAAACUGAUUUGCUGAAGGAAAAACGAAAUAGAGCUGCUUCAGUUUCGAAGAUAAGUGGGAAAAAUGAGCAAAGGGGCGCUAUACCAAAAAGGAUCCGAAAAACUGAUUUGCUGAAGGAACAACCAAAUGGAGCUGCUUUAGUUUCGAAGAUAAUGUGCAGUAUCCGAUUAACUGAUUUGCUGAAGGAACCACCAAAUAGAGCUGCUUUAGUUUCGAAGAUAAGUGAGAAAAAUGAGCAAAGGGGCGCUAUACCAAAAAGGAUCCGAAAAACUGAUUUGCUGAAGGAACAACCAAAUAGAGCUGCUUUAGUUUCGAAGGUAAUGUGCAGGAUCCAAAAAACUGAUUUGCUGAAGGAACAACCAAAUAGAGCUGCUUUAGUUUCGAAGGUAAGCUGGGAAAAUCAGAAAAGGGGUGCUAUACCAAAAUGUAUCCAAAAAACUGAUUUGCCGAAGAGACAACCAAAUAUAGCUGUUUCAUUUUCCAAGAUGAGCUUGUCAAAUGAGAAUUUGCCUGCUUUACCAAUAAGGAUCCCCAAAACAGAUUCAGAGGCAAUCGAAAAGAGUGAUUUGACCGAAGUACAACCAAAUGUGUUUGCUUCGUCUUCGAAGAAAUCUAAAUUUGCUCAAGGCGGUAGAAAGGAGGAUACUUGCCAGUCUUCUGAACCUUCUACCAGUUUUUUGGUAGCUGAGCAAAUGGAGGAGGGGAAAAUACAGGAAAGCGAAGAAUAUGUCGCUAGAAAGUCGUUAGAGAGUGAUGAAGAGUCGUUAGAGAGUGAUGAACAAUUCUGGAAAAAGUGUAUUUCUUCUCUAGCUGAGCAAAUGGAGGAGAAAGUAAAACUGGAAAGCGAAGAAUAUAUCGCUGAAAAGUGGUUAGUAAGUGAUAGAAAAUUCUGGGAGUUCAUAGAUACAGGUGUCAAUGAUUAUGAAUUUGCAAUGGAACCUCCACCCAAAGAUGAAUGCCUUGAGUUCAUAGAUAAAGGUGCCAUUGGUUAUGAAUUUCCAAUCGAACAUCCACCCGAAUAUGAAGACCUUGAUUAUAGUUUUUUGGUAGCUGAGCAAAUAGAGGCGAAGAAAAAACAGGAGAAAGAAGAUUCUAUGACUAAAAAGUGGGUGGAGUGUGAUAUAGACCACUGGGAGUUCUUAGGUAAAGGUUCCACUGAUAUUGAAUUUCCAAUCGAACCUCCACCCGAAGAUGAAUGCCUUGAAGUUUUGGGUGUAAAACUUGAUCGCCUCGAACCAUGGGCUGAAGACCAUUUCAGAUAGAAGGAAAAAAUGGAAAUGCUGAAGACUUUUGUGAUUAAGAAAUCUGAGCUUUUAUAACUGGCCGGUGAUUUGGGGAUUAUUUACUCUUUCUAAUUUAGUAAAAAAAUGAUUUUUUUUGUAUGCGCAUUAAUUUUGAUAUCAUUUUAUAUGUUGCUGUUAGAAAACCACAUUUACAAAUGCGAUGAUAAAUUUAUUUUUUCGU